Messenger RNA from Heterobilharzia americana, 858 nucleotides. NCBI's taxonomy places the organism in Eukaryota, Metazoa, Platyhelminthes, Trematoda, Strigeidida, Schistosomatidae. The record is from the annotation of a GenBank genome assembly.
AUGGUUGCAGCUGCAGAAUCCCAUUUCUUACUUGAAAUAUUCACUGAAAUCUGUUUCACGCUGUUUGUAAUGCCUCGAUGUUUAAGUGCUGAGGAAUUAUUGGAUGUAUUCAACUCUCUUGAUGGAAAUGGAGAUGGUGUUGUUAGUAGACAAGAACUUACUACACGACUUGUAAGAGUAGGGGUAUCUAUGACAAGAGUUGAAGAAGUAAUGCAUCAGUUAGACAUGAAUAAUGACGGCUUUAUCACGCUUGAAGAAUAUAAAACAGCUUUAGGACUAACUAAGGAACCUACAGCUGAAUGGACUUAUUUUGGAGUUUGAUACAGUUUAAAAUGUAAUUUCUCGGAAAUAGUUAUGGGGAAGCUUUGUCAAAACUAUGCUUCGAAGAUGGAUAAACUACAAUCUGAAAGGCAGAUCAGAACCAAGAGGAAAGUAUUAGACAGACCUUGGUAAGCAAAACAUAUCUCCUGUUUGUCAUUACGUGGUAUCUGAAGUUCUAUAAAAAGUCAACUGGAACAUUUCUGCGAGGUGUAUUCAUUGUACUUCCAUCCGGAAGUAAUUCCAGUUACAUUGUCAACUGCCAAAUAGUUGAUUCUUUCUAAUUAAUAAAUUCUGCUUUCCAAGAAGAGCAGCUGUUCAGAAAAAGAUUACUUUGAUACCAUUAGCCUGAUUCUCAGUACAUUACUUCGAAAAUGUUUCAAUUCUAGUUUUAAGUCACUGGAAAAAAUAAUGAGCAAGCUUCUCGAGUUCUUUAUUUAGUCAUCAGAUAUCUUGGUUACUAUUCUCUUUCUUUGGGAUUUCUUUCCUAUAUUACGAACAUAAAAGCUUCUCAAAUGACUGCCUAUGAGUCAUCGCAGG